GACAAUUCAUCCAUCCAUCCACCCAUCCAUCCAUCCAACAGAUAUCUGUGGUGAUCCCAUCAGGCCCCUUUCUAGGCACUGAGGACACAAUUAGCAAGCUCAAGUGACUGGAGACUUGCAGCAUUUCCAGGUGACUUUGGUGUGUGCAUGUGAACGUGUGUGUGUACACGUGCACCCAAUCCCUUCUGUCGGCAAGGGCCUGCUGCUGGGGCACCUGUCUUCCCUGGGGCCUGGUGCUUUUAGCAUCUGUCCCUGGAUCCUGUUGCAGCCCGAAAUAAGGCUGUGAGCCACGACGAGGCAGGAAGGAUUCUCGUCAGCUGAGGCUGGAGCUGACUGCAGGGCACGCUCCGCUCACUGACCGCCUGACCGCAGUAGGAACACCGACCAUUCAACUUGCAGCUUCCCGACAGAGGUGUUAAUCUUGAGGGUCUCACACUCUCUCUGCUCACUGUGGUCUCACCUCUCAGGAUGAUCCCCAAGGAGCAGAAGGAGCCAGUGAUGGCUGCCAUGGGCGACCAAGCUGGACCAGCACCUUUGCUGGACCUGGGCAAGAAGCUGAGCGUGCCCCAGGACUUAAUGAUGGAGGAGCUGUCGCUGCGCAACAACCGGGGAUCCCUCCUCUUCCAGAAGAGGCAGCGCCGUGUGCAGAAAUUCACCUUUGAGUUUGCGGCCAGCCAGCGGCCGGUUGCCAAUGGCCCGCAGGAUCAGAACUACCGCUCCGAGCUCCACAUCUUCCCGGCCUCACCUGGGGACCCCGAAGACGCCCAGCCCGCAGCUUCCCAGGCAGAGCGCGCCCCUAGCCCCAGCGCCCUGGCACCAGGCUAUGCUGAGCCACUCAAAAGCAUCCCGCCAGAGAAGUUCAACCACACGGUCAUCCCCAAGGGCUACCGCUGCCCGUGGCAGGAGUUCGUCAGCUGCCAGGACUUCCAGAGAGAUGGCCGAAGUCACACCCCCAGCCCUGCGGAGUACCGAAAUUUCAACAAGACCCCCAUGCCCUUCGGAGGACCCCUGGCAGGGGAGACCAUGUCCAGGGCAGGCACCCCCUUCAUCCCGGAGCUCAUCAGUGGCUUGGAACUCCUCCGCCUCAGACCCAACUUCAACAGGGUGGCCCAGGGCUGGGUCCGCAACCUCCCGGAGUCCGAGGAUCUGUAGCCUGGGAGACCGGAAGCUCCAGCACCCUGGUCUCAGAGUUCGGAGAACACCCGGAGCUGAGAUUCCAGACCGCACUUCACAGUUUCAAAAGGGCCUUCACACACAGUACCUAUUGCAAUGGCCUCAACGGCCACCACGUUCAGUAGUCCCCAAAUGUGGGGUUUAGAAAGUUUUUCCUUUUCCUCAGAUGCAGCUGGUCUUUAUCUAUUCAUGUUCUAAAUAAUUACUAAGUACCUACUAUGUGCUAGACUCUGUGACAGCCCCAGGCAGAGGGGCCCAGACCCUGAUCUAGAGUAGGAAAAGAUAGUGGGGAAGACAGAUUUGUAAGGCAGUAAAUCACCGCACUUUUCCCUAGAGCCCGCCCAUCGGCACCUGAGGAGCACAGUGCAGUGAGGCAAGGGAGGGUCCCUGGCCCUGGGUGCGAACGCCCAGUCCCAGAGGACUGGAGCAGGGCCUCGGAGGGGGAGUAAGGGUCCAUCGGGGAAGAGGGUGGGAGGUGGGUGCAUUCCCAGCCAGGGGACCAGCACAUGCUGGGGAGGCGCAGACUUGUCAUAGGUGCGGGGUGUUCCGGAGAAGGGAGAGAGCUCGGUGACAGGAGGUGGUGACUCCUUAGAAGGCCAGGUUGGGGUGGGCUGCACUCAGAAAGUGGGGGAGGUUCUUGAGCUGGGGAGUGGGGGUUCUCCGUGGUUGCUAUGUGGGCACAGAUUGCAGGGGAGUAAGGCAGGGAACCAGGAAGGCUUCCAGGAACAAGGCCAGGGCUAGGGAGGUGGCCGUAGGGGUGGAACGAAGGGGGCACCUCCCUGGGCGCCUUGCAGGACAGGUGCAAAGUGGGGCCCUUAUAAUGACCCUUCUUCCUACCUUCUGCCCACCACUCUGAGUGGGCCCAGGUGAGCUCUUGUCCUGGUUUCCAAUAGGAGUAGCUCAUUAAGAAGAAGAGAGAAAGGAAUGUCUUCGUUCAAGUGACAAUGAGGAUGAUGAGGGUGGCUGCUUUUUAUUGGGUGCCCCAGAGCUGGGGCUGGUAGUAGGUUCUCUGCCUAUCCAGUUUCUGAUUUUCAGUCCAACCCUAUAAGAGCAGUAUUGCCCCAUUUUACAGAUGGGGAUCCAGGCUCAGAGGGGGAAAGGGGCUUGUCCAGGGCCAGAGCCCAAAGGGAAACUGCCUUAUGCCAGUGGCUGUCGCUUUUCACUGCAUAGAGUGGCCAAGCCGUGCCUGCUCACUCUGGCGUCACCUCAUAACAGUGCCUGCCUCAGAGCAUAGAGGCUAAGAGUGCGGCCCGGGGCAUCAGACUGGGUGGGAUGGCUUACUGCCACUGCCAGCCACCUCUCACCUGUGGGCCUCUGUUCUCAUCUGUAAGAUAAAGACAAGGACAGAGCCCUCUGUGCGGGGUCGUUGUGAGCACAGUGAUGGACACCUACGUAGUAAGACUAGAUCAUUAUCACACUCUUGCAGCUACUGCUUGUAAUGGGCCAAGGGGCUCUGGCGGUGGAUGCAGCCUGAGAAGCGGGCUGCUGGGGUGUGACAGGAGGUUGGGGAAGCUGAAGCCGGAAAGGCAGCCCCUGAUUACUGCGGGGGGAGGGGGCCCUUCGCCCAGGAAUUGCCUGUUCGCCUCGCCUCCCGCUGCCCCUUCCCUGGCCUCCACACUCGGGCAGAUGAGGAGGUCGGGACUCCGCCUGGUUCCUGGGGCACAUUUUCCUUUCGCUCUGGAUGUUCCCUGUGCCCCAGGGGCAGUCCCAGGGGCCGACAGCCCGACUCGGAAUUGCUCGCCAUCAGCAUGUCAUCUUGAAUUUGGGCAUUGCCAUUUAAAGUCAUGUCUCCAUGAACUGGAAACCAGCCGUGAAAGCGUCUGAAACACACAAGAGAGGAUUAGGACUUUCCUCUCUGGUGUCAGGGGCCAUGUGUCAGCUCAGCUGUGCCCCUAGGGGGACGGCAGCCACCAGGGCACAGCAGAGGAGAGCCUGGCGGGGGGCCUGCCACAGCCCAAAGCAAAGCCUCAUUCCUUUCUUCUUCAGACAGUGUGACUUUCACUGAUACUCUUUUAGAA
Molecule: messenger RNA, 3191 nt
Organism: Phyllostomus discolor (pale spear-nosed bat)
Lineage: Eukaryota; Metazoa; Chordata; Mammalia; Chiroptera; Phyllostomidae
Gene: MYOZ3
Product: myozenin 3
Exons: 6
Coding region: 469-1152 (227 amino acids)
Cellular component (GO): Z disc; actin cytoskeleton
Molecular function (GO): actin binding; telethonin binding; FATZ binding
Source: RefSeq, a predicted model, not a curated record